Asparagus officinalis (garden asparagus) is the source of this 2270-nucleotide messenger RNA. Its product is annotated as dnaJ protein ERDJ2-like. The transcript has 10 exons. Gene Ontology annotation, molecular function: transmembrane protein transporter activity; RNA binding. Lineage: Eukaryota; Viridiplantae; Streptophyta; Magnoliopsida; Asparagales; Asparagaceae. Gene Ontology annotation, biological process: SRP-dependent cotranslational protein targeting to membrane; post-translational protein targeting to endoplasmic reticulum membrane. Bases 5 to 2050 code for a protein of 681 amino acids. The record is from RefSeq and is a predicted model, not a curated record. Gene Ontology annotation, cellular component: Sec62/Sec63 complex.
AGUUAUGGCCGCCGCAGAAGAGAACAGCUCUCUCUUUCUAAUAUUCAUCUUAACUAUAAUGGCUCUGCCUCUAGUGCCUUACACAAUUGUCAGGCUAUGCCGUGCAUUUUCUAGGAAGACGAAGAGUAUCCACUGCCAGUGUGUUGAAUGUUCGCGGUCCGGGAAGUAUCGGAAAUCCAUUUUUAAACGGAUAUCAAACUUCUCAACUUGUAGCAAUCUUACACUAGUGUUGCUUUGGGUCAUUUUGGGGAUUCUGGUUUAUUAUAUCAAACACAUAAGCGAAGAGAGCCAACCAUUUGAGCCAUUCAGUAUUCUUGGACUAGAGCCAGGGGUUUCAGACUCUGAAAUUAAGAAGGCAUAUCGUAGACUCUCAAUUCUCUACCAUCCUGAUAAAAAUCCUGAUCCAGAGGCACACAAGUACUUCGUGGAAUUUAUAUCCAAGGCCUAUCAGGCCCUCACUGAUCCUAUAUCUCGAGAAAAUUUUGAAAAAUAUGGCCAUCCAGAUGGCCGUCAGGGACUUCAAAUGGGGAUUGCUUUACCUCAGUUUUUGAUGAAUUUUGAUGGAGCAUCUGGUGGAGUACUUUUGAUUGGAAUUGUUGGAGUUUGCAUACUUUUGCCGUUGAUGAUAGCAGUCAUAUAUCUCUCGAGGUCAUCAAAAUAUACUGGCAAUUAUGUUAUGCGUCAAACUUUGUCCACAUAUUAUUAUUUCAUGAAGCCUUCUUUAGCUCCAAGCAAGGUUAUGGAUGUCUUCAUCAAGGCUGCAGAAUACAUGGAGAUGCCAGUUCGUAGAAGUGAUGAUGAGCCUCUUCAGAAACUCUUUGUGGCAGUCAGAAGUGAACUGAAUCUGGACCUUAAAAACAUUAAGACAGAGCAAGCAAAGUUCUGGAAACAGCAUCCAUCUUUAGUUAAGAUGGAGUUGUUGAUUCAGGCUCAAUUAACUCGUGAAGCAGCUUUAUUAUCUCCAUCUCUCCAGAGUGAUUUUAAGAGAAUGCUAGAACUUGCACCUCGCCUUCUUGAAGAAUUACUGAAGAUGGCUGUAGUACCACGCAGUUCCCAAGGGCAUGGCUGGCUGAGACCAGCAGUUGGGGUAGUUGAGCUUUCUCAGUGUAUCAUCCAGGCAGUUCCUCUGAGUGCAAGAAAAAUAACCGGAGGAAAUUCAGAAGGCAUUGCGUCCUUUUUGCAGCUUCCACAUGUCAGUGAGACAAUUGUUAAGAAAAUUGGACGAAAGAAAGUGCGAACAUUACAAGAACUUCAAGACAUGACAGUAGAAGACCGUGCCGAGCUCCUAACUCAAGUCGCAGGUCUCUCUCCCUCCGAUGCCCACGACAUUGAAACUGUUCUUGACAUGAUCCCUUCCAUUACUGUUGACAUCACCAUUGAAACCGAAGGAGAAGAGGGUAUUCAAGAAGGUGACGUUGUCACUAUGUACGCUUGGGUCACUCUCCAUCGUAAAAAUGGCUUAAUCGGUGCCCUUCCUCAUUGCCCAUAUUACCCUUUCCACAAAGAAGAAAGCUUUUGGUUAUUACUUGCAGAUUCAGUCUCUAACGAAGUAUGGAUGUCUCAAAAGGUAAGUUUCAUGGACGAGGCUGCAGCUGUCGCUGCCGCCUCCAAGGCAAUUCAAGAAACGAAGGAGAGUUUAGGUGCGAGUUUGAAGGAAAUAAAUGUUGCAGUGAGAGAAGCUGUUGAGAAAGUGAGAAGUGGGUCAAGAUUGGUUAUGGGUAAGUUUCAGGCUCCCGCAGAGGGAAGCUACAAUCUGAGUUCUUUCUGUUUGUGUGAUGCUUGGAUUGGUUGUGAUCGGAAAACGAAUGUAAAACUUAAAGUUUUGAAAAGGAGUAGGGCGGGAACUAGAGGACAUGUGGCUGAAGAAGGGCCGCUGGCAGAGGAGGGUAUCGAAGAGGAAGAAGACGAGGAAGAAGAGGAAUAUGAUGAUUAUGAGAGUGAGUAUAGUGAUGAUGAGGAGGAAGAUAAAAAGAAGAAGGGUAAGGUCGCCAAUGGUGUUGGUCACGAGGAAGGAGAUUCUAGUGAUGAAGGAUCUGAAAGUGAUGAGUGAAUGCAUUGGCUGUUGGGAGAAAUUUGUGACUUGUUUUCUCUGGUUGGAGGUCCACCCACCUGGAAUUUCCGUUUUAGAAAACUGUAUCGUUGAGGUACUGGAUCAAAUUUUGUGGGCUGGGUUGGAAUUGAAUUAUACAAAACAUGUAAUCGUAAGCGUUUUAGACAGAGAGAUGGAGAGACCCAUAAUGAGUUUAUAUCGGCCUCUAAGAAAUUUUGCA